Molecule: messenger RNA, 1674 nt
Organism: Jatropha curcas
Lineage: Eukaryota; Viridiplantae; Streptophyta; Magnoliopsida; Malpighiales; Euphorbiaceae
Gene: TCP9
Product: TCP family transcription factor
Cellular component (GO): nucleus
Molecular function (GO): DNA-binding transcription factor activity; sequence-specific DNA binding
Source: RefSeq, a predicted model, not a curated record
CGUUAUAUUUUUCGGUCCUUUUUCUUCCUCUCUGCAAAUUAGUUUUCUGACUAAAAACAUGGCGACGAUUCAGAAACAAGAAGUUGAAGAAGACAAAGAGCAGAGAAAUAUUGAUCUCAGAAUCAGCGGCAGAGGAGAUUCACUUGCUAACAUUGACGACACAAACGACGUAAGAAAGACGGUUGCUCCGAAAGAAGAAACUGACACAAACGAGAGAUCAGCUAGAGCUACUCCUCUAGGAUUUACGCCGGUCUCAGUCCAUGUACCGGCGUCGGCUAUGACGGUGGCGAAAAGAGGGUCGUCGAAAGACCGGCAUACCAAAGUGGAGGGCCGGGGCAGAAGGAUCCGAAUGCCCGCAACAUGUGCGGCUAGGAUUUUCCAGCUGACUAGAGAAUUAGGACAUAAAUCCGAUGGAGAAACUAUUCGGUGGUUGCUUGAACAUGCUGAGCCAGCAAUAAUUGCUGCUACCGGGACCGGAACUAUUCCCGCUAUUGCCAUGUCAGUUAAUGGCACCCUCAAAAUCCCUACAACCUCUAAUGGAAACUCUGAACCCAACGACCCAUCUGUUAAAAAGAAACGUAAACGACCUGCGAAUAGCGAGUACAUUGACAUAAACGACGUUGCCGUUUCAGUCUCUGCACCUCUCGCUCCUAUUUCAUCACAACCUCCUCCGCCGCAAUACCAAGCAGCAGCAGUUACAGUUCCUCAGGGUCUAAUUCCUAUGUGGGCCAUAUCAUCAAACGCUGUCGUUCCAGGAGCGUUUUUUAUGGUACCAUCUAUGCCAGGAAUGGGACCUUCAAACCAGCCUCAGAUAUUCACGUUUCCGGCUGCGGCUCCGCCUUUAGUUAACAUUUCGGCGAGGCCAAUAUCGUGUUUUCCGUCGUCCAUAGCUACUUCUACAGUUGCUGGUUCUAAGCCUGCGAAAGAAACGUCAGUUAUGGCAGCGCCAAAUUCGAAUUCUGCUUCUAGUACCACUACAACACAGAUGCUUAGGGACUUUUCCUUGGAGAUUUAUGAAAAACAAGAGCUUCAAUUCAUGACUCCCUCUUCAAAACACUAAAUUUUGGUUUAUCCGCCAUUAACGCUUUCGUUCGAGCUCGAAAUUGGCUUGGAAGUUGGAGGAGACGGAGAGGACAGCACGUGUUCACGUGAGGAAGAGUUUUAAUGGUGUGCACGUGUAAAGUGGGGUCAAGAUUAGGCGUAAAUGGGUUCCACCAUCUGUGGUGGGUCAACACAACCUAAAAUAAAAAAAUACGUGGACCGUGCUUUGCAAAAAAGAGGAGCAUGUGAUGGGACGCGGGCCCCGAAGGUAGUGGGCCCCAAGGAACCGUUUGGGCAUUAUCUCCGAGAGUGGUCCCUAAGGUUAGUUCGGUGGUGGUCCCACAUAGAGCAGUGCGGAAAAUAAUACUUUGGCUGGAGAUGAGGACACGUGUCCAGUGCCCAUCCGUCUCUACGUGAAUACUCAUCCCUCAAACAUUGCUGGCUGGGGACUACCACUGCUUCUACAGAGUAGCUGAACUGGAGAUUGAUAAGGUUGCUGGAUGCACUUGGCCUCAAAGUUGGACUCUAUUUACGAGCUUGUAAUGGACUAUGUAAUGCAAUCAAAUGUAUUUUAAUAUAAUAUUUAUAUUAAAACACUUUCAAUUAUAUUAUAUUAUAUUUUAUUACGAUUUA